UAAGGUUUUAACACAUGAGCCUACUGUAUCACAAAUAUCUGACAAAAAUAUCAUAUAGGAAACGUCAAAUUACUGUUUUACUGCUAUUGUUCCUCUUCUUCAGCUUCUACUGUAGUUUUAGUUUGUUGCGUGGAAAGGGGGAUUUAGAGGAAGGAGAGACAGAAAGAGAGUCAGGGAGGGUGGGGAGAGUCAAGUCAGCCCUGCGCAGUUGGCUUCUUCGGACGGAAUCAGAGGAAAAAGUGUUGACUGGUUUGCACUGGGAAUCGUGAAAGGAUUUUAACUCUAACUUUGGAAAAAUGAAGCUGUCGCCCCUGCUAUGGUUGUCAGGGAUUCUUGUCUGUGUACUUGUCCCUCCGACAAACUGUGCAGAGCAGCGAGUCCCCGAAGAGAAUCUCCUUGUUGUGACAGUUGCAACCAAAGAGACUGAUGGCUUCAGGCGUUUCUUGAGGUCGGCUAAACACUUCAACUACACUGUCAAGGUCCUUGGUCGGGGUCAGAAAUGGAGAGGAGGUGACUACAUGUCAGCUCCAGGAGGAGGCCAGAAAGUGAGACUCCUUAAAGAAGCUCUGGAGAAGAUGGAGGAUGAGAAUAAAAUAAUCCUUUUUAUUGACAGCUUUGAUAUGGUUUUCGCCUCGGGUCCCAAAGAGCUGCUCAAGAAGUUCCAACAGGCCAGACACAAGGUGGUGUUUUCCUCUGAAAGCCUGAUCUGGCCCGACAGACACCUGGAGGACAAACACCCCCACGUCAGGGAGGGCAACAGGUUCCUUGGCUCAGGGGGUUUCAUUGGUUACCUUCACAACAUCAAAGAAAUGGUUGCUGACUGGAAAGGAGAAGACAAAGACAGUGACCAGCUGUUCUUCACCAAGAUUUAUAUCAAUCCAGAAAAAAGAAAAUCCAUAAAUAUCACAUUGGACAACAAAUGCAGAAUGUUCCAGAACCUUCAUGGAGCCCUUGAUGAAGUGGUGUUGAAGUUUGAAGAUGGACGGGUACGGGUCAGAAAUGUGCUGUAUGAUACCCUGCCUGUCAUCGUCCACGGGAAUGGACCAACCAAGCUCCAGAUGAACUACCUGUGCAACUACAUCCCCAAUGCAUGGACAUUUGAGAGUGGAUGCUCAGUGUGUAAUGAGGAUCUACGCCCACUCACAGCUCUUAAGGAAAGUGAAUACCCACUGGUGGUGAUUGGCAUCUUCAUUCAGCAGCCCACCCCCUUUGUCACAGUGUUUUUCGAUCGCCUACUGAAGCUCCAGUAUCCCAAGAACAGGCUCAAACUCUUCAUUUACAACCAGGAAGCUCAUCACGAGCGUCAGGUCAGCUCUUUCCUGAAGGACCAUGGAAGUCUUUAUCAGGAUGUCAAGUUGAUCAGGCCUGAAGAAGAGAUGGAUGAAGCUGCGUCCCGCAACAUGGGCUUUGAUAUGUGUCGGAAGGACAAGGACUGUGACUAUUUCUUCAGCUUGGACAUCGAAGUGGUCUUAAAGAAUGAGAACACGCUCAAAAUUCUCAUUGAACAAAACCUUCCUGUUGUGGCACCGAUGAUAACUCGGACUGGCAGACUGUGGAGCAACUUUUGGGGAGCCCUCAGUGCAGAAGGCUACUAUGCCAGAUCUGAGGACUAUGUGGACAUUGUUCAAGGACGCAGGCUGGGUGUGUGGAAUGUCCCAUAUGUGUCCAAUGUGUACCUGAUGAAGGCCAGCCUCCUGCGAUCAGAGCUCAGAGACUACGAACUGUUUACCUCGCACAUUUUAGACCCUGACAUGGCUUACUGCCACAAUGUUCGCAGCAAGGGAAUCUUCAUGUAUGUAACCAACAUGCACACUUUCGGUCGCAUCCUGUCAACAGAAAACUAUCAGACCAAUCAUCUUCAUAAUGAUCUGUGGCAGAUCUUUGAAAACCCAGUGGACUGGCAGGAACGCUACAUUCAUGAGAACUACACUCGCAUCAUGAAGGAUAAACUGAUUGAAACUCCUUGUCCUGAUGUGUACUGGUUCCCAGUUUUUACCGAUAUUGCUUGUGACCACAUCAUUGAAGAAAUGGAACACUUUGGGAAGUGGUCAGGAGGAGGCAAUAUGGACAAAAGAAUCCAAGGUGGCUAUGAGAACGUCCCUACCAUCGAUAUCCACAUGAAUCAAAUAAACUUUGAAAAGAACUGGCAACAAUUUUUACUGGAGUACGUAGCACCGAUAACAGAGAAAAUGUAUCCUGGUUACUACACCAAGGCUCAGUUUGACUUGGCCUUUGUAGUUAGAUAUAAGCCAGACGAGCAGCCGUCUUUGAGGCCACACCAUGACGCCUCCACAUUCACUAUAAACAUUGCACUCAAUCAAGUGGGCCUUGAUUACCAGGGUGGUGGAUGCAGGUUCCUCCGCUACGACUGCUCCAUUCAGGCUCCUCGUAAAGGCUGGGCCCUCAUGCACCCGGGACGCCUCACCCACUACCACGAAGGCCUGCCAACCACCGCCGGUGUCCGGUACAUUGCAGUGUCAUUUGUGGAUCCCUAAACUCCCUAGCAACGGCACACACCUCACUGGAUAGUCCAGACCAAACAGGACACACACUGAUAGCAUAUCCUUCAGAUAUGUGCAAAAGCAUCACAGCUGGACAGGUAGUAUUCCAAGUUACAUGGUGAUGUCUGGGUGACUGUGCACCAACACACUUAUACCAUCUCAUAGCUGUGUUUUUUUUGCAAUUCACUGAUUUUGUUUAUUAUACUUGAGAUCUUGAAAGAAAGGUUCUGUAUGUAGAAUUGUGAGGCAAUUUACAUGUAUUAAUGUUUUUUAUUGCCAAUGAGUGAAUGGGUAGUGAUGUAACGUAAAAAAAAUGAGACCCUCCCUGACUUUCUUGGUUGUCUGUAACAGCCUGUGGACUGAUUUCUGUGAAGGAUCCAGGCCAGAUUUUCUGCAAAAAUCCAACGGAAGUGACAUUUUUGCGAGCUCCUGAGUGCCAUGCCUCUCUCCCGCUAACGUCAACAAACAACCAGCAUAACUACACGACAAUGCAACCAAAACGGUGCUAUCCGACUAGAAACACCCUGCAGAUAUUAGCUCUCCAGCUAAUGAAACAGCUAGCUGCCUCCAUUGACCACAACACAUUUCA
Thunnus maccoyii (southern bluefin tuna) is the source of this 3090-nucleotide messenger RNA. RefSeq names its product procollagen-lysine, 2-oxoglutarate 5-dioxygenase 1a (gene plod1a). Gene Ontology annotation, biological process: peptidyl-lysine hydroxylation. The transcript is spliced from 19 exons. Gene Ontology annotation, molecular function: L-ascorbic acid binding; procollagen-lysine 5-dioxygenase activity; iron ion binding. NCBI's taxonomy places the organism in Eukaryota, Metazoa, Chordata, Actinopteri, Scombriformes, Scombridae. Gene Ontology annotation, cellular component: endoplasmic reticulum. The record is from RefSeq and is a predicted model, not a curated record. The coding region runs from base 297 to 2495 and encodes 732 amino acids.